Molecule: messenger RNA, 6063 nt
Organism: Chanos chanos (milkfish)
Lineage: Eukaryota; Metazoa; Chordata; Actinopteri; Gonorynchiformes; Chanidae
Gene: dock1
Product: dedicator of cytokinesis 1
Exons: 53
Coding region: 99-5762 (1887 amino acids)
Biological process (GO): cell migration; myoblast fusion; small GTPase-mediated signal transduction
Cellular component (GO): plasma membrane; cytoplasm
Molecular function (GO): small GTPase binding; guanyl-nucleotide exchange factor activity
Source: RefSeq, a predicted model, not a curated record
CUCACUAACAGUGAAAACAAAAAAGUACAAGGAACACUGUGGGAACACAUCGGGAAAAACGACAACAGACACGAAGUAUUCUCAGAAAAGUUUCAUAAAUGAGAAUGUCUCGCUGGAUUCCUACGAAAAAGGAAAAAUACGGUGUUGCAAUUUAUAACUAUGACGCUCGCAGUGAUGAGGAGCUUUCCUUACAAAUCGGAGACACAGUACACAUUUUGGAGACCUAUGAAGGUUGGUACAGAGGACAUAGGCUGAGAAGGAAGUCAAAAAAUGGAAUAUUUCCUGCCUGCUACAUUCAUCUUAAAGAGGCCACGGUCGAAGGCAAUGGGCAAAAAGAGACAGUCACUCCCACUGAGCUCCCACUGGUUCAAGAAGUCACCACAACCCUGCGGGAAUGGGCUUCCAUAUGGAGAGAUCUAUAUGUGGGUGACAAGCGUGAGAUGUUUAACUCGGUGCGUGACAUGAUCUAUGACCUGAUAGAGUGGCGAUCUCAGAUACUGUCUGGCACCCUCCCACAAGAUGAGCUCAGCGAGCUCAAACAGAAGGUCACCUCCAAGAUCGACUACGGGAACAAGUACUUAGAUUUGGACCUUGUUGUCAGAGACAAAGAUGGAAACAUUCUGGAUCCGGAUCAGACCAGCACCAUCAGUCUGUUCAGAGCCCACGAAACCGCAUCCAAACAGAUUGAGGAUCGGAUCCAAGAGGAGAAGUCCCAGAAGCAGAACAUUGACCUGAGCAGACAGGCAAAGUUUGCAUCCACGCCAUCCUUUGCUCUCUUCGUCACUCUGAAGAAUGUGGUGUGUAAGAUCGGAGAGGACGCCGAGGUGCUCAUGUCCCUCUAUGACCCCGUCGAGUCCAAAUUCAUUAGUGAGAACUACCUUGUGCGUUGGUCCAGUUCUGGCUUAGUCAAAGAUAUUGAUCAGCUCCAUAACCUGCGGUCUGUAUUCACGGAUUUGGGCAGCGAGGAUUUAAAGAGAGAGAAAAUCAGCUUUGUGUGUCAGAUCGUCCGAGUCGGACGGAUGGAGCUGCGCGACAACCACGCUAAAAAGCUGACUUCAGGCCUGCGGAGACCCUUUGGAGUCGCAGUGAUGGACGUUACAGAUAUUAUCACAGGCAAAAUGGACGACGAGGAUAAGCAGCACUUUAUCCCAUUCCAGCCGCUAGCGUUGGAUGACGCCAUUCGCCACAAGCAGCUGAACAUGUCCCGUUUUUCACCCAGGGUGGCGGGGGAGAGCGACUUCCUCCAGACAGUCAUUAACAAAGUCAUCGCCGCCAAAGAGGUCAACCACAAAGGCCAAGGUUUGUGGGUGACGCUAAAGCUGCUUCCAGGAGACAUCCAUCAGAUCCGCAAGGACUUCCCCCACCUGGUAGAUCGCUCCACCGCUGUGGCCCGUAAGAUGGGCUUCCCCGAGAUCAUCAUGCCAGGUGAUGUACGCAAUGACAUAUAUGUGACCCUGGUACAAGGCGAAUUUGACAAAGGCAGCAAGACGACGCCUAAGAAUGUAGAAGUGACAAUGUCAGUGUAUGACGAAGACGGGAAGAGACUGGAGAAUGUGAUCUUUCCCGGGGCUGGAGAUGAGGGCAUGUCAGAGUACAAGUCUGUGAUCUACUACCAGGUCAAGCAGCCACGCUGGUUUGAAACAACCAAGGUUGCCAUUCCCAUUGAGGAUGUGAACCGGAGUCACUUGCGAUUCACAUUCCGUCACCGCUCUUCUUUGGACUACAAAGAUAAAUCAGAGAAGAUCUUUGCUCUGUCGUUUGUGAAGUUGAUGAGGUAUGAUGGUACCACUCUGCGGGAUGGAGAGCACGACCUUAUUGUUUAUAAGGCUGAGGCAAAGAAGUUUGAGGAUUCAUCGCUGUAUCUGGGGCUGCCUGCCACUAAGCUGGAGCUGGAGGAGAAAGGAUACUCGGCUACGAGCAAGAGCUCUCAGAGCCUGGGCAACUGCACCAUCAGCAAAGACUCCUUCCAGAUCUCCACCCUCGUCUGCUCCACCAAACUCACUCAGAACGUGGACCUGUUGGGACUUCUGAAGUGGCGCUCCAACACCAGUCUCCUGCAGCAGAAUCUCCGUCAGCUCAUGAAAGUGAAUGGAGGGGAGGUGGUUAAGUUUUUGCAGGACACUCUAGAUGCCCUUUUCAAUAUCAUGAUGGAGAACUCUGACAGUGAUACCUUCGACACACUCGUGUUUGACGCCCUGGUCUUCAUAAUUGGACUUAUAGCUGACAGAAAGUUCCAGCACUUUAACCCUGUUCUCGAAACCUAUAUUCGCAAGCACUUCAGCGCCACACUGGCCUACACGAAGCUGACUAAAGUGCUGAAGAACUAUGUGGACAACGCUGAGAAGUUGACGGAUCAGCUGCUGAAAGCUAUGAAGGCUUUGGAAUACAUCUUCAAGUUCAUCGUCCGCUCCAGGGUCCUCUUUAACCAGCUAUAUGAGAAUAAAGGAGAAGCGGACUUUAUGGAGUCAUUGAGAAAUCUCUUCUCUUCCUUCAACGCUAUGAUGAAUAGCAGUGCAGAAAACACCAGCAUGGUGAAGCUUCUCCUCAAGGGUGCAGCUCUGAAAUACAUCCCCACCAUAGUGAAUGACGUUAAGAUGGUGUUUGACCCUAAGGAGCUCAGCAAACUUUUCACAGAGUUCAUCCUCAAAGUGCCUCUGGGUCGUCUGGUGAAGCAGAAGCUCCACUGUAUGAUCGACAUCGUCCACAGCGACCUCUUCACUCAGCACGAUUGCAGAGAGAUUCUGUUACCGCUGAUGACGGAUCAGUUGAAAUUUCACCUGGAGAAUCAUGAGGAAUUGGAGGGAUGUUGUCAGCUCCUCAGUGAUGCACUGGAAGUACUGUACAGGAAAGACGUGGGUCCUACUCAGUGGCAUGUUCAGAUCAUUAUGGAGAAACUCCUUCGGACAGUCAACAGGACAGUCAUCUCAAUGGGCCGUGACUCUCCACUUAUCGGUAGUUUUGUGGCGGGUAUGACUGCUAUUCUCAGACAGAUGGAGGACUAUCAUUAUGCUCACCUCAUCAGUACCUUUGGCAAGAUGAGAUCAGAUGUGGUGGAUUUCCUAAUGGAAACAUUUAUCAUGUUCAAGGAUCUCAUUGGGAAGAACGUGUACCCUGCUGACUGGGUUAUAAUGAACAUGAUGCAGAACAAAGUCUUCCUGCGAGCCAUAAAUCAAUACGCCGCCGUGCUGAACAAGAAGUUCCUCGAUCAAACCAACUUUGAGCUCCAGCUCUGGAAUAACUACUUCCACCUGGCUGUGGCCUUCCUCACUCAGGAGUCCCUGCAGCUUGAGAAUUUCUCCAGUGACAAGAGAGCGAAGAUCUGCCAUAAGUAUCAGGACAUGAGGCGACAGAUUGGCUUUGAGAUCAGGGAUAUGUGGUAUAAUCUUGGUCCACACAAGAUCAGAUUCAUUCCCGAGAUGGUGGGUCCCAUCCUGGAGAUGACCCUGGUGCCGGAAAUCGAGUUGCGGAAAGCCACCAUCCCAAUCUUCUUCGACAUGAUGCAGUGCGAAUUCCACUUCACCCGCAGUUUCCAGAGGUUUGAGAACGAGAUUAUCACCAAGCUUGAUCACGAGGUGGAGGGGGGCAGGGGAGAUGAGCAGUACAAAAUUCUCUUCCAGAAAAUUCUGUUGGAACACUGCAGGAAACACAAGUACCUGGCCAAGAGCGGAGAGAACUUUGUCACGUUGGUGGUCCGUCUGCUGGAGAGACUGCUCGAUUACCGUACCAUCAUGCACGACGAGAACAAAGAGAACCGCAUGAGCUGCACCGUUAACGUGCUGAAUUUCUACAAAGAGAUUGAGCGAGAGGAGAUGUACAUCAGGUAUCUGUACAAGCUGUGUGACCUACACAAAGAGUGUGAUAAUUAUACAGAAGCAGCCUACACACUGCUACUCCACGCCAAACUCCUCAAGUGGUCUGAUGAGGCUUGUGCAGCACACCUUACCCAAAGGGAUGGUUACCAGGCUACAACUCAAGGUCAACUCAAGGACCAACUCUACCAAGAGAUCAUCAACUACUUUGACAAGGGCAAGAUGUGGGAGGAGGCGAUUGUUUUGGGCAAAGAGCUAGCGGAGCAGUAUGAGAAUGAAAUGUUUGAUUUUGAACAGCUCAGCGCAUCACUGAGAAAGCAGGCCCAGUUCUACGAGAACAUAGUGAAGGUGAUCCGGCCCAAGUCCGACUACUUUGCCGUGGGUUAUUAUGGAAUGGGCUUCCCGUCCUUCCUCAGGAACAAAAUGUUCAUCUACCGUGGGAAGGAAUAUGAACGCAGGGAAGACUUCGAGGCCAGGCUACUUACUCAGUUCCCCAACGCUGAGAAAAUGAAGACUACCACUCCACCCAGUGAGGACAUCCGAAACUCGUCCGGACAGUAUAUUCAGUGUUUCACGGUGAAACCGAUCCUUGAACUACCGCCAAAGUUCCAGAACAAACCAGUAUCAGAGCAGAUAGUGAGUUUUUACACCGUAAAUGAAGUCCAAAAAUUCCAGUAUUCCAGACCAGUAAGGAAGGGGGAGAAGGAUCCGGACAAUGAAUUUUCUAAUAUGUGGAUUGAAAGGAGCACUUACGUUACGGCAUAUAAACUCCCCGGCAUCUUGCGUUGGUUUGAAGUUGUGACUUUCUCCACGGAGGAGAUCAGUCCUCUGGAAAAUGCUAUUGAAACCAUGCAGACCACCAACGAGAAGAUUAACAACAUGGUCCAAAGACACCUCAACGACCCCAACCUUCCCAUCAACCCCCUCUCCAUGCUGCUCAACGGUAUCGUUGACCCGGCCGUCAUGGGUGGCUUCGCUAACUACGAAAAGGCCUUUUUCACAGAGAAGUACAUCCAGGAACAUCCAGAAGACCAGGAAAAGAUUGACAAGCUGAAAGAUCUCAUUGCUUGGCAGAUUCCCUAUCUGGCUGACGGCAUACGCAUCCACGGCGAGAAGGUGACGGAGGCUCUGAGGCCUUUCCACGAGCGGCUGGAGGCCUGCUUCAGACAGCUGCGGGAGAAAGUGGAGAAACAGUAUGGAGUCAAGACUCUGCCUCCUAUGUCAGACGAGCGCCGAGGGUCUCGACCCCGUUCCAUGGUCCGCUCCUUCACCAUGCCCUCCUCUCAGAGACCUCUCUCUGUCGCCUCCAUCACCUCCAUCUCCUCAGACAACUCUCCUUCCAGGCCUGGGUCAGAUGGUUUUGCUCUUGAGCCUCUCUUGCCAAAGAAACUACACUGCAAAUCUCAGGAUAAGCUGGACCGUGAGGAGCCUGAAAAAGACAAGAAGGAGAAAAAGAAGGAGAAGAGAAACAGUAAGCAUCAGGAGACCUUUGACAAGGAGCUCAAGACCACCACAGAGAUCCCCCUGCAGCCCACAGAGGCAGUCAUCCUGUCAGAGACGAUCAGUCCGCUGCGCCCUCAGAGGCCAAAGAGCCAGGUGAUGAUGAGUGACCGCAGGUUGUCUGUGUCUCCUGGACCACCCUCCAACCCUCCUCCGCCCAUCACCCCCAGGGCCAAACAGGCCUUCAGCAUGCUGUCAACUUCCAAUUUGGAGUUGAACGGCAUGGGCUGCAUUGAUAAAGGAGAGACUCCGCCCCCUCUGCCUAUAAAAGGAAUCUCCGCCGAUUACGGGAACCUGCAAGAAUAUCAAGACCUGAGCAGUCCCUCCACCCCACCCCCACCACCCCCCCACCACAGGACUCUGCCUCCCCCAUUGCCCAGUAAGACUCCACCGCCACCUCCGCCCAAAACCACGAGGAAACAGACAUCCAUCGAUUCAGGAAUCGUACAAUGAGCAAAGACAAUGCUAAUGCUACACAGAUACCCACACAUCCACUGGGACGAUCACUCUGUUAUCCCUUGGCUAUAUAAAUAUACCUGCUCCCUGCCACUCAGACUAGACAUAUACCUCAUUUACACUCACUCACACUCACUCACGCCAUUUUUCUCCUCUCUCUCUCUCUCUCUCUCUCUCUCUCUCGCACCAAUUAUCAGUCAAGACUUCUUCAACAGAAUGCUGAAUGCUGGCUUCUAUAUAUAUUCAAAUCCUUCCCAAAUUUUAUGAUGUAAUUGGUGCGUGUGUGUGUGUGUGUGUG